UAUAUGACGUUUCGUUCAGGCUGCCAACAAACCGGGGCGCUGAGCUGACGGCAAUCGGCACAGAAUAUUAUUCUGGAAUUAGUGGAAAUUAGAAACUUACCUCAUAAAAUAGUUCUAAAAUGAGUAGACGUUGUUGUAAUUUAUUAAAUUACAAAUUUCUAGCAUGCAUUCUAGUUUUGAUUUGCCACUGUUUUUACAACCCAACCGAUAGCGGCGCCGUACAGAUUACGCAAAGUAACUUGGAUAUGGUAUUGGCUUCCAAUGAGGUGGUAUUUAUCAAUUUCUACGCUGAAUGGUGUAGAUUCAGCAACAUGCUGAUGCCUAUAUUUGAUGAUGCCGCUGACGAAGUGACUAAAGCCGGAUAUGACCCUGGCAAGGUGGUCAUGGGGAAAGUGGACUGUGACAAGGAAGGAGCGGUGGCAACCAGGUUCCAUAUAACAAAGUAUCCCACAUUGAAGCUUUUCCGUAAUGGGGUUGCCGCCAAAAAAGAAUACAGAGGUCAGCGAUCAGUAGAAGCAUUCUCAGACUUCAUCAAAAAACAGCUGACUGAUCCCGUAAUCAUGUUCAGUUCUCUCAAGGAGCUUCAUGGUCUAAGCGAGGACAAAAGACAUAUCAUUGGCUACAUGGAUCGCAGGGACCAGGAGGAAUACCAGGUGCUCAGGAGAGUAGCUGCUAGUCUCAAGGAUGAGUGCAUUUUCCAUGCUGGUUUUGGGGAUGCGUCGCAACAAAUGCAUCCACCAGGCCAGCCAAUCGUUGUAUUUAGAACGGACCGAAAAGUGUCCGAAGAGCCAGAUGAAACCUACAAGGGCUCCCUCACAAACUUCGAUGAGCUCUACAAAUGGGUGCAAGAGAAGUGUAUCCCUCUAGUGCGGGAAAUCACCUUCGAGAACGCAGAGGAACUCACGGAGGAGGGACUGCCGUUCCUGAUCUUGUUCCACCAUCCUACAGACACGGAGAGUGUGAAGAAAUAUAAAGAGAUUAUUAAGAGAGAUUUGGAGUCUGAAAAACAAAACAUCAACUUCCUAACGGCGGACGGCGUGCGCUUCGAGCACCCGCUGCACCACCUCGGCAAGUCCGUGUCGGAGCUGCCGCUCAUCGCCAUCGACUCGUUCCGGCACAUGUACCUGUUCCCCAGCUACGGCGACAUGGACAAGCCCGGGAAGCUCUACCAGUUCCUGCAGGACUUGUACUCCGGGAAACUACAUAGGGAAUUCCACUACGGCCCGGAGCCGAACCAAAUAGCCGACAGCAACGACAUCAAAGUGACCACGCCGCCCGAGUCCACGUUCAAGAAGCUGGCGCCCUCUAAGAACAGAUACACUCUGCUUCGGGACGAAUUAUAAGGUUACUGUGACUAGCCCUUAUCAUUUAGUUUAAGUUCGGAGCCAUCCAACUUCACCUUUCCGUUUAAAUUAAUUCCUUUCUGCAUUUUCCUUCUAUUUAUCAAUCGAUAUUUAUUUUAAUUAAAAGCCUUUUUUUGAACAAAUGUAUUCAUUGCAUUAGAUAAUGCGAGAAUUACCAUGAAAAUGAAUUAAAGUUGUCUGCUAAAAAGAUAAACAAGCGUAACAGGUUUUGUAUUUGAGCCCCAAAAUAAACAUGCAUUUGUGUGCUGACGCGUAGCGUAAUCUAGAAUUCGUUUUUCUAAUAAUUUGUCACAAAUCGCAUGUUGACAGCUAUUAUGGCGACAAAUCAGAAUGUUACUUAGCGUUCUUAUAAGAAAUCGGCGCUUAACUAAAAUGGACUUAAACUGAGAUCAAACCUUAUAGGAACAUUUAGUACCUUAAGCAUUGAUCAGUGUAUCCUUCCAUUCAACUUUGUCAGCCGCAUACAAAACGUUAAGGGUUAAUGUUGGGAUAAACACUACUGGAUCUUAACGCUGUGGAAUCAACAGUUAAGAAAUAAAUUAUUACAUUUUUCUUGUACCAUAUUUAAAGACAAUUUGGAUUUGUUGUCUUUUAUACGACCAUUCAUUUGUCAGACCUUAUGGUGGUCCCGCACUGGCUGUUAUGAAAUGUUAUAAACAGUGAUCGGGGUUUUGGAUGCCGCGGUGUACUAAGUUAGUAUGGAUACGUGUUUAAUAUCCUUUAAGCUGCUCUAAAAACCGCUUUCUUAGUGUAGAUAACAUAUUUAUAAAAUAUCCGACCUUAAACAAGCAGUUAUUGAGGUAAUUCACCCCGAGUGGCAACCAAAACCCCGAUCACUGGUUAUAAAACAUUGUGUGACAGUGACAACAUUAUAAAACAGUAUCAAUACUAUCAUGUUGUCCCUGUCACGCGAUGUUUUAUAACGUUAUAUAACAGCCAGAGUGGAGUUUUAUCUCAUAAGCAAAUGCACUAAAUAUAUUACGUUGUACAGGUUUAUGUUUUUCGCGCGUUUGAAGUUCUAAACCCGUCAGAUUAAGAUGGUUCGCUUUCCAUACAAAAAACAAUUGCCUUUUAUGAAGUCAUUACACACUAUUAUUACAUAAUUAUGUGCGCAUGUAUCUAAUUUUAAAUAUUAGUUUGCGCUAAAUUGAUAGUAAAUCUUUGUUUUAUACAGAAAUCAUGCAAAAGAACGUUAUAUUUUUGAUCUAUGUAACACCAAAUUAACGUUUUUUGCGUGAUUUCUGCAUGAAACCAAGUUUUUCUAUCUUUCGAUAUCGAUUUAGCGCAAACGAACAUUCGAAAGUAGAUAGAUGCACACAUAUUUAUGUAGUAAUAGUGUGUAAUGACUUCAUUAAACGCAAUUAUUUUUUGUAUAGAAAGCGAGCCACCUUAAUACUUUAACACAUUAGGUACAUUGUACUUUUGCUGCAAUACUAGCCGAUUUAUAUAUACUAUUAUUAUAAUAUAUAUUGUGUAGGUUCAAGAACCGAAUUGAAUUUCUAUGUUAGUUUUAUAAGUAAUUUUUAAUCGAGCUUUAGAUUUUUUUCGGGCAUCGUAUCGCGGUGGUAUACACUUUUAAGUUUUCUUAGCUGCCUGGUUAAUACAUGCCUUCUCCAUAUGUUAUUUUGGAUUGAAAAUAUUAUUACUUGUGACAUAUGUUACACUAGAUUUUGGUUUACACCGUACAAAUCAAUGUAAUUUACAUUAAUGUAAACAAAGUUCUCGCAAGUGAUACCUGUUAUCUUUGAUUUGUAUAUCUUGUAUAUUUACUACUUGUAUUAUGUAUUGAUAAGAAAUCUUGUGAUCUAACUACCACUAUUGUUGCGAUUUAUAUGCGUAUGUAUCUCUUUUUCGUUGUUUAUAAUUAUUGUUACGCAAGUGUAUAAAGUUGAAAUCAUCCAAAUGCAAGACGAUUUCUUCUGAUAAGUAUGCGAGUACGAGAGAAACGAAUGCAUUAGAGCCAGACCAAGAUAAGUUGGCAGCCAUUUUGAUAAUCCAGACAGUGCAAGUGUUAAGUAAACGUCAUAAUUCAUAGAAGUUUGACGUUUUAAAUAACACUGGCACCGUCUGGGCUCUCAAAAUCGCUGCCAACUUACCUUGGUCUGACUCUGUCUGUGAAAAACGCUACCGCCCCACCAGUACUAUCUUGAACACAAUUAACUGUCUAUUUGGAAACCUUGCAAUGACAAGGUCAACCAUUCUACCAAUGAUCAGUUACGUGGGUUCCCGGAAGUACGGAAGGCAUAUAAUGGUUACAUUUGUCACCACAUUGGUGUUCCUAAUAAGGUAAUUAGAUUUAGGUAUCUUAUUAGAAUAAUUAACCAAUUUAAUCCUUUGAACGACACGCCUAUUUUAUACAACGCGUCAUCGUGAACCCUGUCGGAAACAGUGCGCUUCUGUAGCCGUCAUUGGCGGUCUAAGGGUUAGGAAUUCGCGGUCUAAGGGUUAGGAAUUCCUUACUAGGAAAACCAAAUGUUUCAUGUUUCGUCAAUGCGACCAUAAUAGCCUUUGUGUAACCGGCAUGUUGAAAACUUCAUGUUGCGUAUCAACAUUCUUAUUCCAGAGACAAACUUUACACGGACUGUUAAUAGGCUGUGGUACAAACUGGAACGCACUUUUGUAUGGAGAUAACCAGUCCGUAUUAUUAAUAACAAAGAGUUAUUGUUGUUAGAAAAGGUUGAAAAAUUCUGACCUUGAAAAUUAUACGACGCCAUAUAUUUUGUGGUAACUGAAUUGCCUUACGUCAACUUUUGGCAGGACAAACUACCACAAUGUAUACAGAAUGCUGAGGCUCUACAGCGACAUCUAUUUCAAAUUCGAGGCACUGAUUGUUCUUAGACUUUGCAGUUAUGUACCUCUUCUUAUAUUAAUAACUCUUUGUUGAUGGGAUCCGUUUACACUUUGUUUCUUCACUUGGAUCAUUAUGCUAUUCGCUUAUGAAAGUGCUACAUUCCUCGAGGUAAAGGAAAGAGUUGUCACUAGUAUGUGAAAUGUUUGUACAAAUUGUAUGUCUUGUGUCGCGUGUUAUGGUGUAAUAAAAUUUCUAAAACUUAAA
Messenger RNA from Cydia pomonella (codling moth), 4419 nucleotides. RefSeq names its product endoplasmic reticulum resident protein 44-like. Lineage: Eukaryota; Metazoa; Arthropoda; Insecta; Lepidoptera; Tortricidae. The record is from RefSeq and is a predicted model, not a curated record.